Messenger RNA from Hyaloperonospora brassicae, 936 nucleotides. NCBI's taxonomy places the organism in Eukaryota, Oomycota, Peronosporomycetes, Peronosporales, Peronosporaceae. The record is from the annotation of a GenBank genome assembly.
AUGUACGUGCCCCACCAUUUGCUCCCGAUUGCUUGUGCUAUUCUUUGUUUGGGAAAAAGUGCAGCAUCAACGAAAGCCAGCGGUCUCCAGGACAACGCUCUCCCGCUCAGCGUCACCACCGUACCUUUCCAGGACAACGCCACGUCCGUCUCGGUGGUCGAUCGUGAAGGCCAAGGAAGCGAGGAGAGAUUUUACCCUCUUCUUAUUAUAGCUUAUCAUCUGGCGGAGGCAAUAGAAGAGGGGUCAUUGUGGGCUAAGGAGAUACUGAACGUGCACCCAAGGCGUAUGUUUUCGAAGUAUGACCUUCACCCUACAGCCGAUGCAUUCUCGAAUGGAGUAGGUGGCCGGCGUUGGCUUGACUAUGCUGUCAAGUAUCGAUCAAAGAACAAGAAAAAGGGGGAGGAACUGACUGACCUCAAACUGUUCGAGAUGUUGAAGAACUAUCUGGUGAGCGAGAGCAACUUGCUGGAGGUUGCGAACCGUCUACGAGUUCAAGAUGAGAGUUCGCCAGUGAAACGACUCUCGGUCGUGUUUUACCGAGCUCUGCUCAAGGAUUGCUCGCCAGAAACCUCCAAGCUAAUGCGCGAUGAGUGGGCGGAGUCCAUCGUGACGCCGGACGAUGUUUUCCUGGCCCUUGGAAUCAAAGUGGAGGAUCUCGUCGAUCAUCCAGCUGUUGUCUAUCAGUGGCUGAGGUACAUUGCUAGACACAGGGCCCAUCUGAAGUUUUUACUUAAUGCGGGAUACCAAAACAUUAGCAACGAGGUGUACACCACCGAACAAAUAAAAGCGAAGCUAGAGGGAGCAUCUGAGGAUCAAAUUCGCAAGUUCGUCGACGAAGCUCUAAAGCAAGAAGACAAGGACCUCGACGACAUGUUGAAAGAGGUGUGGGGAAUUGAACGACCCGGUACGGUGACCGAAACAGCCGUUGCUACCUGA